Molecule: messenger RNA, 3323 nt
Organism: Suricata suricatta (meerkat)
Lineage: Eukaryota; Metazoa; Chordata; Mammalia; Carnivora; Herpestidae
Gene: DTX1
Product: deltex E3 ubiquitin ligase 1
Exons: 11
Coding region: 686-2299 (537 amino acids)
Biological process (GO): Notch signaling pathway; protein ubiquitination
Cellular component (GO): nucleoplasm
Molecular function (GO): ubiquitin protein ligase activity; zinc ion binding
Source: RefSeq, a predicted model, not a curated record
CCGCCCCCCUCGUCCCCCCCGCCCCGCUCCGGAGCCGCAGCCGGGCCGGCGGGCCAGGGGUACGCGGCGCACCCUCUCCCGUGCGUUUUCCAGCCAUCCAGGCCUACGAGGACGCCGUGUGAAGUAGGAACAGAGGGGACAGGGACACCCCCUUCAGCAGGAGCCGUCGGAGGGGCGGACCCGAGACCAGGAGAGCAGCCCCACUUGGAGCCUGGCUCAGGGUCUGGGACGCAGUCUGGAGUGCAGAGGGCCGGCGGAGCGCCGCAGAGCCAGCAGGCUGGCCCCAGCCUCCUGGGUGACAGGCCCUGCGCGGCUGGCUGGGAAGAAGUGACUGGAGACUGGACCUAGAGUCGUUCGGCUGCCUCACUCUCUUUUCUGAGCCCAGGGAACCAAGGAAUUUAGAGCAGCGUGUCCCCAUCCUAAAAAAGACACUUGCUUUCCAGAGCAGCGCCCUUUAUCUGAGACAGCGCUGGGGGAAGGGGGUCCUUGGAGCCUGGAACAGCACCCCACGCUCCUUCACCUGGGGCCUCUGGGCCUCACAGAGGACCCAGGGCUAGAAAGGAGGCCUUGGGCUCUUGCUGUCCCUCCCCUGGGGAGAAAGGAAGUUCCCUGCCUUCCCCGGGCCUAGGAGGAGCCUGGCGGCACCUGCGGGGUCCUGGCCCCUGAGGCUGCAGCAGCAGCAGCCAUGUCAAGGCCAGGCCAGGGUGUGAUGGUGCCGGUGAACGGGCUUGGCUUCCCACCGCAGAAUGUGGCCCGGGUGGUGGUGUGGGAGUGGCUAAAUGAGCACAGCCGCUGGCGGCCUUACACGGCCACCGUGUGCCACCACAUCGAGAACGUGCUCAAGGAGGACGCCCGUGGGUCUGUGGUCCUGGGGCAAGUGGACGCCCAGCUGGUGCCCUACAUCAUCGACCUGCAGUCCAUGCACCAGUUUCGCCAGGACACAGACGUAUGGCAGUCCCUGGUCCUCCUGCAGAUGGGACAGCUGAGGCCGGGAGGGACCGGGCUGCAGACCAUCCACAAGUGCUGUCCCCAAGACUCACAGCGCAACGGCUCUGCCAGUACUCCCAAGCCGGCGUGGCAGUGGGUGGCUGGUGUAUCUCCCAAGCCUCCGUCACUCAGCCCUGGUCACUGCCCCUACGUGAAUGUCCUGUCUGAGGACAUGCUAAGGCUGUUGGGAACCAGAGCAGCCCGUGUAGCCCCAGAGGCCUCCAGCAUCAGCUCCCUAGUUACAGGACCUCUGGGGACCCCCUCCCAGCCGAUAUGGGAGGCCCCUGUGGCUGGGGCUGACAGCAGAGGCAAGAAGGAUGACAACAACCUCAACCGGCCCGGGCCGCAGCGCGCCACCGGCGUGAGCGCACGCGCCUCCAUCCCGCCCGGGGUCCCCGCGCUCCCGGUGAAGAACCUGAAUGGUACCGGGCCGGUCCACCCGGCUCUGGCAGGCAUGACCGGGAUCCUGCUGUGUGCCGCCGGCCUGCCCGUGUGCCUGACGCGGGCCCCCAAGCCCAUCCUGCACCCGCCGCCCGUGAGCAAGAGCGAAGUGAAGCCCGUGCCCGGGGUGCCCGGGGUGUGCCGCAAGACCAAGAAGAAGCACCUCAAGAAGAGUAAGAACCCCGAGGAUGUGGUUCGAAGGUACAUGCAGAAGGUGAAGAACCCGCCCGACGAGGAUUGCACCAUCUGCAUGGAGCGGCUGGUCACGGCAUCCGGCUAUGAGGGCGUGCUUCGGCACAAGGGCGUGCGACCCGAGCUCGUGGGCCGCCUGGGCCGCUGCGGCCACAUGUACCACCUGCUGUGCCUCGUGGCCAUGUACUCCAAUGGCAACAAGGACGGCAGCCUGCAGUGCCCCACAUGCAAGGCCAUCUACGGAGAGAAGACUGGCACUCAGCCGCCUGGGAAGAUGGAGUUCCACCUCAUCCCCCACUCGCUGCCCGGCUUCGCUGACACCCAGACCAUCCGCAUUGUCUAUGACAUCCCCACAGGCAUCCAGGGCCCUGAGCAUCCCAACCCAGGCAAGAAGUUCACCGCAAGAGGCUUCCCACGGCACUGCUAUCUGCCCAACAAUGAGAAGGGCCGGAAGGUUCUGAGGCUGCUCAUAACCGCCUGGGACCGGAGACUCAUCUUCACCAUCGGCACGUCCAACACCACAGGCGAGUCGGACACCGUGGUGUGGAACGAGAUCCACCACAAGACCGAGUUUGGAUCCAACCUCACAGGCCACGGCUACCCAGACGCGAGCUAUCUAGACAACGUGCUGGCCGAGCUCACAGCCCAGGGCGUGUCCGAGGCCGCAGCCAAGGCCUGAGGCCCCUGGAGCUGCCCACUUUCCUUCCUGCUUUGCCCCCGGUCCGGCACUUGCCUCCCUCCGCCACACCAGGUGUGUCCUGGUGGCCCAGGUUCAGGGCUGGGGAGGAGCCCGCAGAAGGAGCCAGAAGCCUCCUAGGGAUCUGGCUGGUGGCGGUUGGAAUGAUGGGAGGAGGAUGGCAGGCCGGCCGCCCGACUUGCAGCUCCCUGAGAGGGUGGCAGAGAGAACACCAGAGCUGCAGCAACCUCCCUGCUGAAAAGACAGCCCCUCCCCCUCACGCAAACACACGUGUCCUACUGGACGCGCGCACGCACACCCACGUGCCUCUACUUACCCCCGGGCUGGGGGGGAAGAGACAGAACACCCCUGUGACACUCCUUGUGAACUCCCAUCCGUGUCUCUAGCUCAUCUGUGUAGGCUUGUCUGCAGGCAGGAUUCAGGUCAAGCCCCAGGGGGCCUGCUCGGGCUCCCCAGGGAAAGGGCUGCCCCCUUUGCUACCCACUGAUGGGCGCUUGUGAGCCCCUGGGGUAGGUGCCCCAGGCCAGUCAGCAUUUUUGCAAAAGGGCAGGCCAGAGAGGGGGUGACUAGAGGGAUCUUGUUUUGUGCUUGUGUCUCUUCAUCCUUCUGGGACUCUGACCUCCUUCUUCUCCCUUCCUAUCGCCAGGCCUUAUGUCUGUCCCAGAUAAAGGCACUGUUCUUUCCUCCCCAUCCUGUCCUCUCCACCAAAUCGCUCCCAAUGCCGAGAUCCAAAGGCUGGACGAGGCCGAGCUUAGGCCCACAGGGCUAAAAAAGCGGACCGGACCGCAAAGAGUCCAUUUCCCUUUCCCUGGGAGUGGGCAGUGGGGUGGCUGAUGGUCUUGGCCAACCAGGGGCCUGUUGCCCAGGCAACUCACCAGCUCCGCCUCUGUUGAUUGGCUGCCACGGUGGAAGUCAGCCAAGAUUUAAAGGGACGCCAGCGAUUGCUCUUUUGAAAACCUACCAGUCCCACUGUGGGUGGAGAAAUAAAUGGUCUUUCUCCUCCUCA